AUGAAAGAUUUUGUUCUUAGUCUUGAAGAUGAAGAUGACAAUUACAUAGGAUAUAGAUCAUGUGAAUCUGCUGAAGACGAUAAAGUUAAUGACUCACCAACUGAAAUUUCGAAGGAAACAACAAAAAAGGAGGUACUAGUAAAAGAAUCAUCAGGUGAAAGUGCUGAAGAUGAUAUAGAAGAAGACAAAUUAACAAUUCCAACAGAGAAGACAAGUAAAGUGUCAAGUAAAAGUACUAAAAAUAAAACAGCGAAACACUCGUCAAGUAAAAGUACUAAAGAGAAAACAGACGAUACAAUUAAUGAUUCACCAACUAAAAUUUCGAAGGAAACAACAGGAAAAGAGGUACCAGAAAAAGAAUCAUCAGGUGAAAGUGCUGAAGAUGAUAUAGAAGAAGACAAAUCAUCAAUUCCAACUGAGAAGUCAAGUAAAGUGUCAAGUAAAGUGUCAAGUAAAAGUACUAAAAAGAUAACAGCAAAACACUCGUCAAGUAAAAGUACUAAAGAGAAAACAGACGUUACAAUUAAUGACUCUGCAACUAAAAUUUCGAAGGAAACAACAGGAAAAGAGGUACCAGCAAAAGAAUCAUCAGGUGAAAGUGCUGAAGAUGAUAUAGAAGAAGACAAAUCAACAAUUCCAACAGAGAAGUCAAGUAAAGUGUCAAGUAAAAGUACUAAAAAGAAAACAGCAAAACACUCGUCAAGUAAAAGUUCUAAAGAGAAAACAGACAAUACAGUUAAUGACUCACCAACUAAAAUUUCGAACAAAACAACAGAAAAAGAGGUACCAGCCAAAGAAUCGUCAGGUGACAGUGCUGAAGAUGAUAUAGAAGAAGACAAAUCAACAAUUCCAACAGAGAAGUCAAGAAAAGUGUCAAGUAAAAGUACUAAAAAGAAAACAGCAAAACACUCGUCAAGAAAAAGUUCUAAAGAGAAAACAGACGAUACAAUUAAUGACUCACCAAUUAAAAGUUCGAAGGAAACAACAGGAAAAGAGGUACCAGCAAAAGAAUCAUCAGGUGAAAGUGCUGAAGAUGAUAUAGAAGAAGACAAAUCAACAAUUCUAACAGAGCAGUCAAGUAAAGUGUCAAGUAAAAGUACUAAAAAGAAAACAGCAAAACACUCGUCAAGAAAAAGUGCUAAAGAGAAAACAGACGAUACAGUUAAUGACUCAUCAACUAAAAUUUCGAACAAAACAACAGAAAAAGAGGUACCAGCCAAAGAAUCGUCAGGCGAAAGUGCUGAAGAUGAUAUAGAAGAAGACGAAUCAACAAUUCCAACAGAGAAGUCAAGUAAAGUGUCAAAUAAAAGUACUAAAAAGAAAACAGCAAAACACUCGUCAAGUAAAAGUACUAAAGAGAAAACGGGCGAUACAGUUAAUGACUCACCAACUAACAUUUGGAACGAAACAACAGAAAAAGAGGUACCAGCAAAAGAAUCAUCAGGUGAAAGUGCUGAAGAUGAUAUAGAAGAAGACAAAUCAACAAUUCCAACAGAGAAGUCAAGUAAAGUGUCAAGUAAAAGUACUAAAAUGAAAACAGCAAAACACUCGUCAAGUAAAAGUACUAAAGAGAAAACAGACAAUACAGUUAAUGACUCACCAACUAAAAUUUCGAAGGAAACAACAGGAAAAGAGGUACCAGCCAAAGAAUCGUCAGGCGAAAGUGCUGAAGAUGAUAUAGAAGAAGACGAAUCAACAAUUCCAACAGAGAAGUCAAGUAAAGUGUCAAAUAAAAGUACUAAAAAGAAAACAGCAAAACACUCGUCAAGUAAAAGUACUAAAGAGAAAACGGGCGAUACAGUUAAUGACUCACCAACUAACAUUUGGAACGAAACAACAGAAAAAGAGGUACCAGCCAAAGAAUCGUCAGGUGACAGUGCUGAAGAUGAUAUAGAAGAAGACAAAUCAACAAUUCCAACAGAGAAGUCAAGAAAAGUGUCAAGUAAAAGUACUAAAAAGAAAACAGCAAAACACUCGUCAAGAAAAAGUUCUAAAGAGAAAACAGACGAUACAAUUAAUGACUCACCAAUUAAAAGUUCGAAGGAAACAACAGGAAAAGAGGUACCAGCAAGAGAAUCAUCAGGUGAAAGUGCUGAAGAUGAUAUAGAAGAAGACAAAUCAACAAUUCAAACAGAGCAGUCAAGUAAAGUGUCAAGUAAAAGUACUAAAAAGAAAACAGCAAAACACUCGUCAAGUAAAAGUGCUAAAGAGAAAACAGACGAUACAGUUAAUGACUCAUCAACUAAAAUUUCGAACAAAACAACAGGAAAAGAGGUACCAGCAAAAGAAUCAUCAGGUGAAAGUGCUGAAGAUGAUAUAGAAGAAGACAAAUUAACAAUUCCAACAGAGAAGUCAAGUAAAGUGUCAAGUAAAAGUACUAAAAAGAAAACAGCAAAACACUCGUCAAGUAAAAGUACUAAAGAGAAAACAGACAAUACAGUUAAUGACUCACCAACUAAAAUUUCGAACAAAACAACAGAAAAAGAGGUACCAGCCAAAGAAUCGUCAGGUGACAGUGCUGAAGAUGAUAUAGAAGAAGACAAAUCAACAAUUCCAACAGAGAAGUCAAGAAAAGUGUCAAGUAAAAGUACUAAAAAGAAAACAGCAAAAAACUCGUCAAGAAAAAGUUCUAGAGAGAAAACAGACGAUACAAUUAAUGACUCACCAAUUAAAAGUUCGAAGGAAACAACAGGAAAAGAGGUACCAGCCAAAGAAUCAUCAGGUGAAAGUGCUGAAAAUGAUAUAGAAGAAGACAAAUCAACAAUUCUAACAGAGCAGUCAAGUAAAGUGUCAAGUAAAAGUACUAAAAAGAAAACAGCAAAACACUCGUCAAGUAAAAGUGCUAAAGAGAAAACAGACGAUACAGUUAAUGACUCAUCAACUAAAAUUUCGAACAAAACAACAGAAAAAGAGGUACCAGCCAAAGAAUCGUCAGGCGACAGUGCUGAAGAUGAUAUAGAAGAAGACGAAUCAACAAUUCCAACAGAGAAGUCAAGUAAAGUGUCAAGUAAAAGUACUAAAAUGAAAACAGCAAAACACUCGUCAAGUAAAAGUACUAAAGAGAAAACGGGCGAUACAGUUAAUGACUCACCAACUAACAGUUGGAACGAAACAACAGAAAAAGAGGUACCAGCAAAAGAAUCAUCAGGUGAAAGUGCUGAAGAUGAUAUAGAAGAAGACAAAUCAACAAUUCCGAAAGAGAAGUCAAGUAAAGUGUCAAGUAAAAGUACUAAAAUGAAAACAGCAAAUACUUCGUCAAGUAAAAGUACGAAAGAGAACGCAGCAAAUAACUCGUCAAGUAAAAGUAAUAAAAUGAAACUGUCUAAAGGGGAAACAAAACGUGACCAUGCAAAAGAUUUUUCGGACGAAGACUCAUCAAGAAAAAAUGUCACAGACAGGACGGUAAAAAACACAUCAAGAAAGAGUACCAGAGAGGAAACAAGGAACAGCACGUCAAGAUAUAAUACUGAAAAGAGAACAGGAAAUGACGCAUCGAAUAAAAAUGCUGAACAGGACACAGGAAAAAACGCAUCAAUUAAAAACACUGAAGAGAAAAUUGAUGCAUGGAUAACUUCAAGUUCUUCAACUGUCCCCUCCACAACACCUCCAGCAUGUAAUUGGGAAAAUACACAUUUGUCUAAAUAUAUAACAAACAAAAGUAAUAAUCAAGAUUGGGCAAACUUGACAACAGAUGAAAAGGUUGCACACCUUGUCGCUAAACUUCGAGUAGACAAAACAAAACUGUCUGCAACUGUGAGGAAGAAAACGAGUGCUAAAGAUGACAGAUUAGUCAGCAGAAUAAUUGGAUAUAUUGCCGUUGUCUUAAUGGGUUCUGUACCCGGAUGUUUCGUCGUUUUAGAUGGAAUUACCUUCCUGAAAUAUAUAACUAAAAAGAACCAAAUUUCACCGGGAAUUGUAAACGCAGCAGCGAUAAAAGAAUCUGUUGUAUGAAAAUAUAAUCACAGUAAAAAAGUCGAAUAUUCACCGCUAUGAGACAGCAAAGUCAGUCGAUAUUUGUGAAUCUUCAACUGUAACGCUAUAACCAUUUGAUAUGUAACGCUAUAAGGUAAGUUCAGAAAGCAUAACAAGAUAAAUAUCAAAAUAUUGAAAGUGUUUUGAAAUAAGACUCGUUUAAUAUGCAUAGGACAUUAAGAUCUGAAUACAUUUAUUCAGUUGAAUACUUUAUUUUCUAAGAUUGAAAUUAUCUUAGCAUGACAGAAAAUUUAAUGAUGAUUAUACAUGCACACGAACAUUUGAAGUUGGACUAAUCAAGAGACGUAUAACCGGUAUAAUUAAUCUUGUGAAGUAUAACGUGUGAACACACAACAACAUUUUAGCAGGUACUAUUGAUGCACACUUCUUUUGAAGUUGCUCGUUGGUGAGUUAGAAAGAUAAUAAAGACUUCGAAACUUCUAACUUACAGCCGACUGAACAAAACAGAGCCGAGCAUUUAAUAUCAUCCCUUCUGUAAGUGGAUCAAAGAUCUUUGCGCCUGUUUCCACUUUUACUAUUUUAUUCGGGUAGACAGAUUUAUUUUAUUCAUUUGAAAUUUAAAAUUGUGUUAAAAAGA
Messenger RNA from Mercenaria mercenaria, 4570 nucleotides. RefSeq lists its product as uncharacterized. Lineage: Eukaryota; Metazoa; Mollusca; Bivalvia; Venerida; Veneridae. The record is from RefSeq and is a predicted model, not a curated record. The coding region runs from base 1 to 3951 and encodes 1316 amino acids. The transcript has 3 exons.